AUGUCUCAAUCAGAAAAGGUAAACAAGGGGAGUGGGGAAGGGAAAACUCAAGAUAUGGCCAUUUUCAGCCCACCCGUAGUUCGUUCAGGCGCUGGCGCCCUCAACCGGGCUCUGUUCACAAAGACUGUCAACUUGGCCGCCGCCGCCGUCAACGAUAACCAACCAGACACAUGGGGAACUGCUCUCAAGGAAGGUGUUGAGAAGAAGGAAUUGGAUGUCAUUCCUUAUGAGCUUAAGCUUGACUAUGACUACUGGUCAUAUCACGAUAUUAUCACAUCUAUUCUCCCAGAGGAACUCCAUGAUGAUAUCCCCUCCGGCUUCAACACCGCCGGUCAUGUCGCCCACAUGAACUUGCGGGAGCGUUAUAUUCCCUACAAGAAGGUGAUCGCCGAGCUCAUCCUGGACAAGACCCAAAACAUCCGCACCGUCAUCAACAAGGUCGACAACGUCGGAGCCGAGUCCGAGUUCAGAACCUUCCAGUACGAGGUCCUGGCUGGUCCCGAUGACAUGCAGGUCCAGGUUACCGAGAACAACUGCGUCUUCGAGUUUGAUUACGCAAAGGUGUACUGGAACAGUAAGCUGGAGGCCGAGCACCGCAGGCUUAUCAACAUGUUUGAGCCCGGCGAGGUCGUCUGCGAUGUCAUGGCUGGCAUCGGCCCCUUUGCGGUUCCUGCUGGCAAGAAGGGCGUCUUUGUCUGGGCUAACGACAUGAACCCCGAGAGCAACAAGUAUAUGCAGGUAGCUAUCAACAGGAACAAGGUCUCCCAAUACGUCCGCCCCUUCUGCCAAGACGGCCGGACCUUCAUCCACCACGCCGCCGACUCCGUUCUCGAAGCCCACAAGGCCAGCGAGCACGUCCUGAUCGCCCCCAAGCCUCCCUCGCGCGCCAAGAAGGCGCCCAAGCCCGAGCCCAAGCGCGUCGACAUCCCGCCCACCAUCUCGCACUUUGUCAUGAACCUGCCCGCCACCGCCAUCGAGUUCCUCGGCUGCUACCGCGGCGUGUACGCCGGCCACGAAGACCUUUUUGAAGGUGGCAAGCUGAUGCCCAUGGUGCACGUCCACUGCUUCUCCUUCAAGGCCGAUGACGAGACGCCCCGCAACGACAUCUGUGAGCGCAUCACCAAGUAUCUUGGGUUCAAGGUCAAGCCGGGUAACCCCGACGUGGAGGGCGAGGUGGCGGUCCAUGAUGUUAGGGAUGUCGCGCCGGCGAAGAGGAUGUUUUGCGCUAGCUUCAGGAUUCCGAGGGAGGCUGCUUUUGCUAAGAGGGAUUAA
Messenger RNA from Sordaria macrospora k-hell, 1272 nucleotides. The record is from RefSeq and is a predicted model, not a curated record. Lineage: Eukaryota; Fungi; Ascomycota; Sordariomycetes; Sordariales; Sordariaceae.